Molecule: messenger RNA, 846 nt
Organism: Racocetra fulgida
Lineage: Eukaryota; Fungi; Glomeromycota; Glomeromycetes; Diversisporales; Gigasporaceae
Source: the annotation of a GenBank genome assembly
AUGGAAAAUUAUCAUAGUACUCCCAAUAUAGAUUUAUCAGAAAUUUAUUAUAGUUCUGAGACAGUCGAAUUUGAAGAGUUGAUGAAAGUCGUUUUAAAAUGCUUAAAUAACUCUAAAAAUUUGACGGCUGAUAUCUUACAAGAGAUCACUCAUUAUCGGAAAUUUGAACAUAGUAGUCGUGUUAUUUUUAUUAGUCAAUGUUACGGAAUUUCUCAAGAUCCUGCAACGGGUAAUUAUAUAAUGAUAAUGCAUUAUUUUGAAGGAGGUAAUCUAAGACAAUAUUUAACCAAUUAUAAUAGUCGAUUAUCUUUUGGAGACAAACUUGGACUUUUAUACACAAUGGCAAAUGGUCUAUUCUACAUCCAUUUUAAUGGACUUAUUCACAGAGAUUUUCAUCCGGGAAAUAUACUAAAUAGGUAUAGUGAAGAAUUGAGUUUUGAAUGUAUAAGACCCAACAAGACAACACAAUACAUUGGUUGUUAUGUUACUGAUUUAGGAUUAUGCAAACCACUUAAUGAAGCAAAUGAUGACGAAUCAAUCUAUGGAGUACUGCCUUACGUUGCACCUGAAAUAUGUAGUAAAGGACUUCGUCCUAAUUUAGAUAUUACCAAUAUACCUCAGCUAUUAAAGGAAUUAAUUGUCAAGUGUUGGGAUGAUGAUCAUUUAGCCCGUCCAAAAGCUUCUGAUUUAUUAGAGCUUUUUAGAAAAUGGUAUAGUGAUCAGGAUGAAGAAUUUUGUCGUCAAUAUAAACAGAUAGAAGAUGCAGAAAGACCAAUAACAUCAGUUUCCGAAAAUUUGAAUGAACUUAACAUUGAAGAUAAUAGUGUAGCAGCUAACAUUACAUAA